Molecule: messenger RNA, 6642 nt
Organism: Closterium sp. NIES-65
Lineage: Eukaryota; Viridiplantae; Streptophyta; Zygnematophyceae; Desmidiales; Closteriaceae
Source: the annotation of a GenBank genome assembly
AUGGUCUCGCGUGUGCAAAAUAGCAAGAACAAGGGCCUAGCGGACGUGGAAGUGGACGUGGACGUGGAAGUGGACGUGGAAGUGGACGUGGUCGUGGUCGUGGACAUGGACGUGGACGUGGACGUGGACGUGGACAUGGACGUGGACGUGGACGUGGACGUGGACGUGGACGUGGUCAUGGAAGUGGUCAUGGAUGUGGACAUGGACGUGGUCAUGGAUGUGGACAUGGACGUGGUCGACGUGGACGUGGACAUGGUCGUGGACGUGGACGUGGACGUGGACGAGGACGUGGACGUGGACAUGGUCGUGGACGUGGACGUGGACGUGGACAUGGUCGUGAACGUGGACGUGGACGUGGACGUGGACAUGGACGUGGACGUGGACAUGGUCCUAGACGUGGAUGUGGACAUAGACGUGGAUGUGGACGUGGACGUGGACGUGGACAUGGUCGUGGACGUGGACGUGGACGUGGACGUGGACAUGGACGUGGUCGUGGACGUGGAGGACUUGGAUGUGGACGUGGUCGUGGACGUGGACAUGGACGUGGACGUGGACGUGGACGUGGACGUGGACGUGGACGUGGAUAUGGACGUGGACAUGGACGUGGACAUCGAUGUGGACGUGGAAAUGGACGUGGACGUCGACAGGGACGUGGACGUGGACGUGAACGUCGACAUGGACGUGGACGUGGAGGUGGACGUGGACGUGGACGUGGAGGUGGACGUGGACAUGGACGUGGACGUGGACGUGGACGUGGUCGUGGACGUCGACGUGGACAUGGUCGUGGACGUGGACGUGGACGUGGACAUUGUCGUGGACGUCGACGUGGACGUGGACGUGGACGUGGUCGUGGACGUGGACGUGGACGUGGUCGUGGACGUCGACGUGGACAUGGUCGUGGAGGUGGACGUGGACGUGGACAUUGUCGUGGACGUCGACGUGGACGUGGACGUGGACGUGGUCGUGGACGUAGACGUGGACGUGGACGUGGACGUGGACGUGGACAUGGACGUGGACGUGGACGUGGACGUGGACAUGGACGUGGACGUGGACGUGGACAUGGACGUGAACGUGGACGUGGACGUGGACAUGGACAUUGACGUGGACAUGGACGUGGACGUCGACGUGGACGUGGAGAUGGACGUGGACGUGGACGUGGACGUGGACAUAGACGUGGACGUGGACGUGGACGUGGUCGUGGACGUGGACGUGGACGUGGACAUGGACGUGGACGUGGACGUGGAUGUGGUCGUGGACGUGGAUGUGGUCGUGGACGUGGACGUGGACGUGGACGUGGACGUCGACGUCGACGUGGACAUGGACGUGGACGUGGACAUGGACGUGGACGUGGACGUAGACAUGGACGUGGACGUGGAGGUGGAGGACUUGGACGUGGACAUGGACGUGGACAUGGACGUGGACGUGGACAUGGACGUGGACGUGGACGUGGACGUGGAGGUGGACGUGGACGUGGACGUGGACGUAGACGUGGACGUGGACGUGGACGUGGAAAUGGACGUGGACGUGGACGUGGACGUGGACAUGGACGUGGACGUGGACGUGGAGGACAUGGACGUGGACAUGGACGUGGACGUAGACGUGGACGUGGACGUGGACAUGGACAUGGACGUGGACGUGGACGUGGACGUGGACAUGGACGUGGAGAUGGACGUGGACGUGGACGUGGACGUGGACGUGGACGUGGAAAUGGGCGUGGAGGACUUGGACGUGGACAUGGACGUGGACGUGGACAUGGACGUGGACGUGGAGGACUUGGACGUGGACGUGGACGUGGACGUGGACAUGGACGUGGACGUGGACGCUGACGUGGACGUGGACGUGGACGUGGUCGUGGACGUGGACGCGGACGUGGACGACUUGAACGUGGACGUGGACGUGGACCUGGAGAUGGACGUGGACGUGGACGUGGACGUGGACAUGGACGUGGACGUCGACGUGGACGUGGACGUGGACGUGGACAUGGACAUGGACGUGGACGUGGACGUGGUAGUGGACGUGGACGUGGACAUGGACGUGGACGUGGACGUGGACGUGGACGUAGACAUGGACGUGGAAGUGGACGUGGACGUCGACGUCGACGUGGACAUGGACGUGGACGUGGACGUGGACAUGGACGUGGUCGUGGACAUAGACGUGGACGUGGACGUGGACGUGGACAUGGUCGUGGACGUGGACCUGGACGUGGACGUGGACAUGGACGUGGACAUGGUCGUGGACGUGGACGUGGACGUGGACGUGGACAUGGACGUGGACGUGGACGUGGACGUGGACGUGGUCAUGGUCGUGGACGUGGACGUGGAAGUGGACGUGGUCAUGGUCGUGGUCGUGGACAUGGACGUGGACGUGGACGUGGACGUGGACGUGGACGUGGACAUGGACGUGGACGUGGUCGUGGACGUGGUCAUGGACGUGGUCAUGGAUGUGGACAUGGACGUGGUCGUGGACGUGGACGUGGAGGUGGAGGUGGACGUGGACGUGGACGUGGACAUGGACGUGGACGUGGACAUGGACGAGGACGUGGACGUGGACAUGGUCGUGGACGUGGACAUGGACGUGGACAUGGUCGUGAACGUGGACGUGGACGUGGACAUGGACAUGGACGUGGACGUGGACAUGGUCCUAGACGUGGAUGUGGACGUAGACGUGGAUGUGGACGUGGACGUGGACGUGGACGUGGACGUGGACAUGGUCGUGGACGUGGACGUGGACGUGGACAUGGAGGUGGACGUGGACGUGGACGUGGACAUGGACGUGGUCGUGGACGUGGACGUGGACAUGGACGUGGACGUGGACGUGGAGGACAUGGACGUGGACAUGGACGUGGACGUAGACGUGGACGUGGACGUGGACAUGGACAUGGACAUGGACGUGGACGUGGACGUGGACGUGGACAUGGACGUGGAGAUGGACGUGGACGUGGACGUGGACGUGGACGUGGACAUGGACGUGGACGUGGAGGACUUGGACGUGGACAUGGACGUGGACGUGGACAUGGACGUGGACGUGGACGCUGACGUGGACGUGGACGUGGACGUGGUCGUGGACGUGGACGUGGACGUGGACGUGGACGUUGAGGUGGACGUGGACGUUGUUGUGGACGUGGACAUGGACGUGGUCGUGGACGUGGAGGACUUGGAUGUGGACGUGGACGUGGACGUGGACAUGGACGUGGUCGUGGACGUGGACGUAGACGUGGACGUGGACCUCGACGUGGACGUGGACGUGGACGUGGACAUGGACGUGGACGUGGACGUGGACGUGGAUAUGGACGUGGACAUGGACGUGGACAUGGACGUGGACGUGGACAGGGACGAGGACGUGGACGUGGACGUCGACAUGGACGUGGACGUGGAGGUGGACGUGGACGUGGACGUGGACGUGGACGUGGACAUAGACAUGGACGUGGACGUGGACGUGGACGUGGACGUGGACAUGGUCGUGGACGUGGACGUGGACGUCGUCGUGGACGUCGACGUGGACGUGGACGUGGACGUGGUCGUGGACGUGGACGUGGACGUGGACGUCGACGUGGACAUGGACGUGGACGUGGACGUGGACGUGGACGUGGACGUGGACAUGGACGUGGACGUGGACGUGGACGUGGACGUGGACGUGGACGUGGACGUGGUCGUGGACGUGGACGUGGACGUGUACGUGGACGUGGACGUGGACGUGGACGUGGUCGUGGACGUGGAUUUGGACGUGGACGUGGACGUGGACGUGGAGGACUUGAACGUGGAGGACUUGGACGUGGACAUGGACGUGGACGUGGACGUGGACGUGGACGUGGACAUGGACGUGGACGUGGACGUGGAUGUGGACGUGGACGUGGACAACGUGGACGUAGACGUGGACGUGGACGUGGACGUGGACAUGGACGUGGACGUGGACGUGGACAUGGACAUGGACGUGGACGUGGACGUGGACGUGGACGUGGACGUGGACGUGGACAUGGACGUGGACGUGGACGUGGACGUGGACGUGGACGUCGACGUGGACGUGGACGUGGACGUGGACGUGGACAUGGACGUGGACGUGGAAGUGGACGUGGACGUGGACGUGGACAUGGACGUGGACGUGGACGUGGACGUGGACAUGGACGUGGAAGUGGACGUGGACGUGGACGUGGACGUGGACAUGGACGUGGACGUGGACGUGGACGUGGACGUGGACAUGGACGUGGUCGUGGACAUGGACGUGGACGUGGACGUGGACGUGAACAUGGUCGUGGACGUGGACCUGGACGUGGACGUGGACGUGGACAUGGACGUGGACAUGGUCGUGGACGUGGACGUGGACGUGGACGUGGACAUGGUCGUGGACGUGGACGUGGACGUGGACGUGGUCAUGGUCGUGGACGUGGACGUGGAAGUGGACGUGGUCAUGGUCGUGGUCGUGGACAUGGACGUGGACGUGGACGUGGACGUGGACGUGGUCGUGGACGUGGACAUGGACGUGGACGUGGACGUGGACGUGGACGUGGUCAUGGUCGUGGACGUGGACGUGGAAGUGGACGUGGUCAUGGUCGUGGUCGUGGACAUGGACGUGGACGUGGACGUGGACGUGGACGUGGACGUGGACAUGGACGUGGACGUGGUCGUGGACGUGGUCAUGGACGUGGUCAUGGAUGUGGACAUGGACGUGGUCGUGGACGUGGACGUGGAGGUGGAGGUGGACGUGGACGUGGACGUGGACAUGGACGUGGACGUGGACGUGGUCGAGGACGUGGACGUGGACAUGGUCGUGGACGUGGACGUGGACGUGGACAUGGUCGUGAACGUGGACGUGGACGUGGACGUGGACGUGGACAUGGACGUGGACGUGGACAUGGUCCUAGACGUGGACGUGGACGUAGACGUGGAUGUGGACGUGGACUUGGACGUGGACGUGGACAUGGGCGUGGACGUGGACGUGGACGUGGACAUGGAGGUGGACGUGGACGUGGACGUGGACGUGGAAGACGUGGACGUUGACGUGGACGUGGACAUGGACGUAGUCGUGGACGUGGAGGACUUGGAUGUGGACGUGUACGUGGACGUGGACAUGGACGUGGUCGUGGACGUGGACGUAGACGUGGACGUGGACCUGGACGUGGUCGUGGACGUGGACGUAGACGUGGACGUGGACCUGGACGUGGACGUGGACGUGGACGUGGACGUGGACAUGGACGUGGACAUGGACGUGGACGUGGACAGGGACGUGGACGUGGACGUGGACAUGGACGUGGAUGUGGAGGUGGACGUGGACGUGGACGUGGACGUGGACAUGGACAUGGACGUGGACGUGGACGUGGACGUGGACGUGGUCGUGGACGUGGACAUGGACAUGGUCGUGGACGUGGACGUGGACGUGGACAUUGUCGUGGACGUGGACGUGGACGUGGUCGUGGACGUGGACGUGGACGUGGAUGUGGACGUCGACGUGGACAUGGACGUUGACGUGGACGUGGACGUGGACGUGGACAUGGACGUGGACGUGGACGUGGACAUGGACGUGGACGUGGACGUGGACGUGGACAUGGACAUGGACGUGGACAUUAACGUGGACGUGGACGUGGACGUGGACAUGGACGUGGACGUGGACGUGGACGUGGACGUGGUCGUGGAUGUGGACGUGGACGUGGACGUGGACGUGGACGUAGACGUGGUCGUGGACGUGGACAUGGACGUGGACGUGGACGUGGACGUGGAGGACUUGAACGUGGAGGACUUGGACGUGGACAUGGACGUGGACGUGGACGUGGACGUGGACGUGGACAUGGAGGUGGACGUGGACGUGGACGUGGAUGUGGACGUGGACGUGGACGUGGACGUAGACGUGGACGUGGACGUGGACGUGGACAUGGACGUGGACGUGGACGUGGACAUGGACGUGGACGUGGACGUGGAGGACAUGGACGUGAACAUGGACGUAGACGUAGACGUGGACGUGGACGUGGACGUGGACAUGGACAUGGACGUGGACGUGGACGUGGACGUGGACAUGGACGUGGAGAUGGACGUGGACGUGGACGUGGACGUGGACGUGGACAUGGACGUGGAGGACUUGGACGUGGACAUGGACGUGGACGUGGACAUGGACGUGGACGUGGAUGCGGACAUGGCUGUGGACGUGGACGUGGUCGUGGACGUGGACGUGGACGUGGACGUGGACUGGACGUGGUCGUGGACGUCGACGUGGACGUGGACGUGGACGUGGACGCGGACGUGGACGUGGACGUGGUCGUGGACGUGGACGUGGACGUGGUCGUGGACGCGGUCGUGGACGUGGACGUGGUCGUGGACGUGGACGUGGACGUGGACGUGGACGUGGUCGUGGACGUGGACGUGGACGUGGACGUGGACCUGGACGUGGUCUUGGACGUGGACGUGGACGUGGACAUGGACAUGGACGUGGACGUGGACGUGGACAUGGACUGGACGUGGACGUGGACGUGGAUGUCGACGUCGACGUGGACAUGGACGUGGACAUGGAGGACUUGAACGUGGACAUGGACGUGGACGUGGACUAAACGUGGACGUGGACGUGGACAUGGACGUGGACGUGGACGUGGACUUGGACCUGGACGUGGACGUGGACGUGGAGGACUUGGACGUGGACAUGGACGUGGACGUGGACUAA